GGGGGCCGGAAACCGAGGUCCCCGGGCCGGUCCUCAUCCCCCCGUCCUGCGCCUCGCAGGCCCGCAGCCAUGGCGGUGGAAGGCGGAAUGAAGUGUGUGAAGUUCCUGCUCUACGUUUUCCUGCUGGCCUUCUGCGCCUGUGCGGUGGGACUGAUCGUCGUGGGUGUAGGGGCCCACCUUAUCCUGAAGCAGACCAUAAGCCAUGAGGCAACUCCGGGCUUCCUGUUGCCUGUGGUCAUCAUCGCAGUGGGUGCCUUUCUCUUCCUGGUGGCCUUCGUGGGCUGUUGUGGGGCCUGUAAGGAGAACUACUGUCUUAUGAUCACGUUUGCCGUCUUUCUGUCUCUCAUCCUGCUGGUGGAGGUGGCUGCAGCCAUUGCUGGCUACGUGUUUAGAGAUACGGUGAAGUCAGAGUUCAAUAAGGACUUCCGGCAGCAGAUGCAGAAAUACGCGGGAAACAACAAAACAGCUGCUGCGAUCCUGGAUGGGCUGCAGCAGGAAUUCAACUGCUGUGGGGCUGCUAACUACACAGACUGGGAGAGCAUCCCUUCCAUGGGCAAGAACCGAGUCCCUGACUCCUGCUGCAUCAAUGUUACUGCGGGCUGUGGGGUGAAUUUCAGAGAGAAGGAGAUCCAUAAGGAGGGCUGUGUGGAUAAGAUCGGGGACUGGCUGAGGAAGAACGUGCUGGUGGUGGCCGCGGCAGCCCUGGGCAUUGCCUUUGUCGAGGUCUUGGGGAUUAUCUUUGCCUGCUGCCUCGUGAAGAGCAUCAGAAGUGGCUAUGAGGUGAUGUAGGGUCUGUUGUCUUCAAGCCCCUCAUCUGAGGGAGUGGAGUCGUAUCCUCCAAAUUUUUCAAUUAAAUGGAUUAUUUUUUCAGACCCAAAAGAGA
Carlito syrichta (Philippine tarsier) is the source of this 883-nucleotide messenger RNA. RefSeq names its product CD63 molecule (gene CD63). Bases 70 to 789 code for a protein of 239 amino acids. The record is from RefSeq and is a predicted model, not a curated record. Gene Ontology annotation, cellular component: membrane. Lineage: Eukaryota; Metazoa; Chordata; Mammalia; Primates; Tarsiidae. The transcript is spliced from 7 exons.